AACCAAUGAGGAUGCGGGUUGACGUUUAAAAAUGAGCCGCAGAACUUAGAAAACAGAAACGCUUUCCCUGGACUUCUGUUUAAGAUUGAAUACAAACCAACUAAAGACAACAUUUAAAACAACAGCGAAGACCGUAUUCACUGAACUAAAACCCCGCUUACCUGAAAGAUGACCACGCUGAUCUACGUUGACAAAGAGAAUGGUGCACUUCUCACACCUGCUCCUUCCAAACAGCGAGGGAGGCUGUUCUCCGCUCCAGGGAGCACCGUAGCGGACACCUGCCUGAAGACCCCCGCGUCUGGAAAGCCUCUGUGUGGGGUUCCCCCGCAAUCGUGCCGCAGAGCGUUGGGGACGGUCAAUAAGCUCGGAUCCACCCCGUCCGUCUCCCUAACUGGCCGAAAUAAGAACAAAACUCCAGCAAUACCAACGCAAAAAGUAAAAACGAAGCCACAGAACACUGAGGAGGAAUAUCCGGAAAUUGAAAAGCUAAUCCCAUAUAACCCGCUGGACUUUGAGACCUACGAGGUUCCAGAGGAGGUUCGGCUGAGCCACCUGUGUUUGGCCGGCCUGGCUCGUUUCCCCGGAAACCCCGUCCUGCGUGAGGAGGAGUUUGAAGUGAUUGACGCGUGUGAACAGCUGGCGCCCAUGAAAAUGCCAGUGGAGGACUUCUCUGCAGAGCUGGACUCCUUCCUACAGACCAUCAGCCAGCUCACCGUGGACCUGCCUCCAGAGCCCCAAUACUAAUGUUUCAUGUGUUUAUUUUGUGUUACUAAUUUUGCUUCUAAUAAAGUUUUACAUUGUUUUACA
This is a messenger RNA of Anguilla anguilla (European eel), 807 nucleotides long. RefSeq names its product PTTG1 regulator of sister chromatid separation, securin (gene pttg1). The transcript is spliced from 6 exons. NCBI's taxonomy places the organism in Eukaryota, Metazoa, Chordata, Actinopteri, Anguilliformes, Anguillidae. The record is from RefSeq and is a predicted model, not a curated record. Gene Ontology annotation, cellular component: nucleus; cytoplasm. Gene Ontology annotation, biological process: chromosome organization. Bases 169 to 744 code for a protein of 191 amino acids.